AUGGAGACCUCUUCUUGUAGGGAGGUAGCUAGCAAGUAUGUUCUUGAGAUCAAGGCAUUGAUACUAAAGCUCUUGGCUUUAUUAUCUGAAGGACUUGGACUUGAUUCUGGUUAUUUGAAUGAGAAAUUUGGCAAGCAUAAUCAAAUACAGUUGAUAAAUUACUAUCCUCCAUGUCCUGAUCCCAACCUAACACUUGGGCUGCCAGGGCAUUCCGAUCGGAAUGGCAUUACAAUUCUUUUGCAAGAUGAAGUAGGAGGAUUGCAAGUGCUCAAAGAUGGAAAAUGGAUCAUCGUGAAACCGGAGAAAAAUGCUUUUGUGGUUAAUAUAGCCGAUCAAUUGCCGGUUAUCAGCAACGGGAGGUUCAAAAGCGUGGAACACCGUGCAAUUACGAAUUCUACAUCCUCUCGAAUUUCAUUGCCAACAUUUUAUGGUCCCUCUUUGGAUGCAUCAAUUGGGCCUGCCAAUGAAUUAGUGAGCAAAGAAAGCCCUGCAAUUUACAGGAGUUACACAUUUGGGGAGUUCUUUGACAGGUUUUUUAGCCAGGAACUCAAGGGGAAAACAGUCCUUGACCACUUCAAGUAUUGUGCAGAGUGA
This is a messenger RNA of Amborella trichopoda, 594 nucleotides long. RefSeq names its product protein DMR6-LIKE OXYGENASE 1-like. The record is from RefSeq and is a predicted model, not a curated record. NCBI's taxonomy places the organism in Eukaryota, Viridiplantae, Streptophyta, Magnoliopsida, Amborellales, Amborellaceae.